Lates calcarifer (barramundi perch) is the source of this 1615-nucleotide messenger RNA. RefSeq names its product lymphocyte antigen 6 family member pge (gene ly6pge). The record is from RefSeq and is a predicted model, not a curated record. The coding region runs from base 103 to 474 and encodes 123 amino acids. Lineage: Eukaryota; Metazoa; Chordata; Actinopteri; Centropomidae. The transcript is spliced from 3 exons.
GAUAUUAGCUCAUUUGAUAGCUCAGAUUAAGCUCAGGGGGCUUUAGGAGCAAACAACCUGCUUUUCAUUGUCUGAUCAGGACGACCGAAGACCACCGGCGCCAUGAGAGCUGUCCAGUACUGUCCGCUACUCCUGCUUUCCCUGGUCCUGCUAACAACCAACAGUGAGGCUCUGCAGUGUUACACCUGUAUGGGCUCCAAUAAUGACGACUGCAACCGGCAAGGCUCCAAAUCCUGUCCCAGCUACUCUGAUGCCUGCGCUGUGGUGGUGGGCCAUGACAGUGGGGUGAUGAAGUCAUGCUCUUACAAGUCUUUCUGCAGUCAGGCCAACAGCCAGGGCUACAGAGCACCAGGUGUUAAAGUUCACUGCUGCUACAGUAAUGACUGCAAUGUGACAGGCUUCGCCUCCCGGCUUCCAGGACUGAACUAUUUGCUGCUGUUUCUGCCUCUGUUGUUCCACUGCUUUUUCAAGUAGAUGUAUAGCUCAACUUCAUCAUGCCAACAACUAUCCACCCACAACACAAAUGCCAAUUACUAUUGUUGUCAUUUACUCCAAAAAUGCCAAAUAACCCUGCCUAAUUUAACAUAUGAUGCUGUCCUAGUUUACUGUUGCACUCCACUUUGAUUUACUUUGUUUAUCUAAACACUAACAUUGAGGAGUUUCUGUACAUAGAAGAGCUUGAGGAGCUAGAUGUGACUGCGUGGAUUAUAUGCACCAUGUUGGAUUGAAUCCAUUAAGCAGUACUCAAGUAGAUGCGACUUCCAGUGGAUUUCACUAAGCCAAUAAGUAGAGGAUCCUAAGGGAAGUGCUGAAAUAACAGGCAGAGAUAAUUUAUUAUUUGCUUCCUACAUUAAAGAGGAAGUUUGAGUUCAUUAGUUUCAUCACUAUGGUUUAAUGCUCAGCAUGCUAUUUGUGCAAUUACAGAACAAUUGGAUCAAAACUAUCUCUUGGAGUUUAUACUAAUCACCUUUGAAGUUACAUUUUACUGAAUCUAUUAUCUAUUUUUUUUACUUACAUAUCCACACACCUAAGCAUUUCAGCACAGCUUGUGUUACAGGAGAUGUUACUGUGGUUAAAUAUGGCACAGAGAGUUCAGUCAUCUGGCGUGCUGUUACAUCAUUAGCCCUUUAACCUGUCAAUCACACAUCUGACGAGCUGUGUGAGAUAAUUUGGAAGGUGGUGAGAAAACACUUCUCACAUACAUAGCCAGGUGCGUUACACCGAUGAGGUUAAUCCACUGUGUUUGAAGACACAAAGAAUUACUGAGUCUAUAAACAGAGUCUGGGCACUACUAUACAUACUGUAUACUAAAUAUCUGUGCAUUAAAACCACAUGUCAGGUGGGUAAUAUGUAAUUUUUGGGGGGCAGUAAUUUGUUUGGAACUCAGUGUCCUAUAUUAUAAUAAGUAUAAUAAGUAGCACAUCUAACAUAAACUGCACACUCAGAUGCUACAGUGUGUGCAUUCUUUUACUUGUUUUGUGUCUUAUUAUGAAUUAAAUUUAAAUUUUAAAUGUAAUUUAAACUGAAGAAACUGGGGAUUCCCAUCCUUUGUCCACUGUAUAUAAAAUAUUGUACGGAAACAUAUUCUACUACUGAAUGGUACAAUGGAACUAAU